Molecule: messenger RNA, 1032 nt
Organism: Ustilago hordei
Lineage: Eukaryota; Fungi; Basidiomycota; Ustilaginomycetes; Ustilaginales; Ustilaginaceae
Exons: 1
Coding region: 1-1032 (343 amino acids)
Biological process (GO): phosphatidic acid biosynthetic process
Cellular component (GO): membrane; endoplasmic reticulum
Molecular function (GO): 1-acylglycerol-3-phosphate O-acyltransferase activity
Source: RefSeq, a predicted model, not a curated record
AUGGCAGUUUUAUCCAAAUCCAUCUCCGCGCUUACCGCUGGAGCACUGCUCCUUGUUGCCGUUAUUUCCCCUCGAUCUCAACGACUUCGUUUCUACCUCAACUCAUUCAUCUACGUUGCUGGUUUAGGCAUCUGUUCCGUAUGGGGGAUUUUUGUCUCGAUAUUCCUGAGUCUGGUUCCCGGGCAACGAUUGAACAUUAACAAAGUAGUUGCUCGUUCCUUCUGGCGUCUCACCUCUCCCCUUGUCGGAAUCAAAUUUAUCGUUGAAGGAGAAGAGCAUUUCGCCCAGGCAAGACCUGCUGUUGUUGUUGGCAAUCAUCAAACAGCAAUGGACAUCUUAUAUCUCGGUCGAAUCUUUCCUCCUCACGCUGCAAUUAUGGCCAAGAAAGAACUUCAGUUCGCUCCUUUACUCGGUCAAUUCAUGGCUUUGAGCGGAGCAGUGUUUAUCAAUAGGAAAAACUUAAAGGAUAGCAUCAAAUCAUUCCAAGCGGUAGGGCAGGAAAUGAAUAGACUCAAAAAGAGUCUAUGGAUCUUCCCAGAGGGUACAAGGUCUGGUUUAGCAACUCCCGAUUUGUUGCCGUUUAAGAAGGGUGCCUUCCAUUUGGCAAUCCAAGCUGGAGCUCCAGUUGUUCCCGUCGUUUGUGAGAAUUAUAGCAGGUUGUUCGAUUCCAAAUCCAGAUUCGAGUCCGGCACAAUUAGGAUCAAGGUUCUCCCUCCGGUGCCAACGAAACAUCUGACGGCGGAGGAUGCAGCUGAUCUGGCGGAUAAGGUGAGAGAGAUCAUGUUGAACGAGUUGAGAAAGAUGGAUGAGCAGAGACAACGUGCGGAUGUUGCAGGUGGUGGGGUGAGACAGGAGGAGGUCAAGAUGGGUGGAAUUUCGGGGUUCUUUGCCGGAUUGAUGGGGACUGGCAGGAGUUUCAGGAGUUUGGAGAGCAAAGUCGAUAGGAGGGAGAAGCAGUUGAGGAAGAUGGGCACUAGUGGUGAGAAGGCCGAGGAUUAUAAUCUGGUGAGCGAGGGUCAGAAGCACAAGUAA